AUGGCGGCUGUUUCGCAGUCCGUGGCAACCUGUUCAGGUUUGAUUAAUCAUCCAGGACUCGUAGGGCAGGGAUUAGAUGUUUUGGCUGUACGUCGGGUUGGCACCACAUAUGCUGCGUCUGUGGGAAAGGAUUAUCAUCAAUUGAGUGUUGAUGAUGGAGUACCUCAGGAGCCCUUCCUUCUAAGUCUUUUCAAAGAAACAGUGUGGUCUUUCAGAUCAUUAUUCAUUUUUCUGCUUGAGCAGCCGAGUCAGCUGAAGUACAUUGAAUGGCCAGGUUUCCGUAGCACGCUGAAGACUGCGACUCUCACUCUUGUUCUUGUGGCGUUGCUCAUUGUUGCACUUUCAUCAACUGACUCUGCCCUCAGCUAUUUGUUGGCUUUGAUUAUCAGGAGAAAACAUAAUCAAAUAUUAAUACGAGAAGUGUGAGCAAGAUCAUCUGUCGGAGAUGUAACUUUUUCAUGCCUUUGUUAGUUAUGUGCAACAUUAAAAAUAUCUGCCCCCUUUGAAGUGUUAGUUAUCUGUUAUUUAAACAACAGGCUAGUCAAAUGAUGUAGAGUACCUUUUUCGUAUAUUCUGCACCAUAUAAAAUUUGUUCUUGGUUCUUUGACUUCUUUCUGAAUCUGUUUAGAUGAGGAAGUAGAGGCGGGAUCUGGGUUCAAGGUGAGAUUUACCUUCCCAUCUGCUAGAGUGCUUCAUCUGGAAACUGAAGAUAGGAUUUGGCAAUUUCUUGUGGGAUUUGAAAAUGGAAUCUGAGAUAUUAUUUUUAACUUCCAUCUAGACAGGUGUUAUUUGAACAUUCCAUUUGAUUGGUAUCUAGUCCAACCUUAGACUAGGGUCUUUUUUUACUCAGCCCCAGUAGAGAAGAUAAAGGUUGAUGGAGCCUGGGAUGCCUCCACUCUUAAAGCAGGUGUUGCGGUAAUCAUAAGGAAAUACCAUGGUUCACUUCUGCUACGUUGCAGACUUGCAGUAUCUAUUGCUGCUAUGGUUGUCCAGUUGGAUAUGAAGGUGCAGCAGUAGUACAGAACCUUUCAGAAGCAUCAAAACUCAAGCUCAUGCACAUUCAUGCGGAAAGUGACAGUUCUGAAUAUGGGGAUUGAAAGGGGAAGCUUACCGUGCAGCAGCAUUGGCCAGACUAGCCAAGGAGAGGUUGUGCACUGUCUAUUGGACCAAUGGUCUUCCAACUUCCUUACAGUUAGUCACUUUGUUGAUUCUCUCGGGCUCCCCUCAAAAUUGUUUGCCUGCUUUCUUGUGUCAUGGUCUUGCAUUUUAAGCCAGUUGACAUUGUUGUAUAAUUUGUAGUUGUCGUUUUCUUCUUUUUUUUCCCGGAUGUUUCCUGGUUACAACGGGCCCGAGACAUCAGUCAAGGACUUGAGACCAAAGUUGGGACUGUAGAGAUUAAUGUCAUUUUCCUGGA
Molecule: messenger RNA, 1414 nt
Organism: Rosa chinensis
Lineage: Eukaryota; Viridiplantae; Streptophyta; Magnoliopsida; Rosales; Rosaceae
Exons: 5
Coding region: 1-426 (141 amino acids)
Biological process (GO): protein targeting
Cellular component (GO): membrane
Source: RefSeq, a predicted model, not a curated record